AAGAAAGUCCAAGUGGCCGAGCGGCUGCGGUUUGUAGCGGAGGCGUGGCGGUCCUCCUGGGAUAAUAUGAAAACUGAGAGGCUCAGAAGUCUCCGGAGAGAAAACAAACUUAGUUCGAGCUGACGAGGACCUCCACCUCCGCGGAGCAGCUGGUAAAAAAUAACGGUUCAGUGCGUGCGGGAUUCAGCGGGCUAACGGAACCAAGAUGUCCCGAGAGGCGGUGAACGGGGUCUCGUGCGGGGACAAGGUCCUGACUCUGGACACCAUGAACCCCAACGUGAGGCGGGUGGAGUACGCGGUGCGGGGCCCCAUCGUGCAGCGGGCGGUGCAGAUAGAGAAGGAGCUCCGAGAGGGAGUCAAGAAACCCUUCACCGAGGUCAUCAAGGCGAACAUCGGUGACGCCCACGCCAUGGGUCAGAGACCAAUCACCUUCUUCAGACAGGUGCUGGCUCUGUGUUCGUACCCCGAACUCCUGGAAGACAACAAGUUUCCGGAGGACGCCAAGAAGAGAGCACGGCGAAUCCUGGACGCCUGCGGGGGCCACAGUUUAGGGGCCUACAGUGCCAGCCAGGGGAUUGAAUGUGUUCGCCAGGAUGUGGCCCGGUACAUAGAGAGGAGAGAUGGGGGCAUCCCCUCCAACCCUGACAACAUCUACCUGUCCACUGGUGCCAGCGAUGCCAUCGUGACCAUCCUGAAGAUGCUGGUGUGCGGCGAGGGGCGAGACCGAACAGGAGUGAUGAUCUCCAUCCCUCAGUACCCGCUGUACUCGGCCGCCCUGGCAGACCUGGGCGCCGUGCAGAUCAACUACUACCUCCAUGAAGAAAAGUGUUGGAGUCUGAACGUGGCGGAGCUCAGGAGGGCGCUGACUGAAGCCAGACGGCACUGCAAUCCUCGAGUGCUCUGCAUCAUCAACCCUGGAAACCCCACAGGUCAGGUCCAGAGCAGGCAGUGCAUUGAAGAUGUGAUCCGGUUUGCCAAAGAGGAGCGUCUCUUCCUCAUGGCCGAUGAAGUCUACCAGGAUAACGUCUACGCAGACGGCUGUAAGUUUCACUCCUUUAAGAAGGUUUUGUUCGAGCUGGGACCAGAGUUUUCCAGCAAGGUGGAGAUGGCCUCCUUCCAUUCCACCUCCAAGUGCUACAUGGGAGAGUGUGGCUUCCGUGGAGGCUACAUGGAGGUGAUCAACCUGGACCCUCAGGUGAAGGCCCAGCUCACCAAACUGGUGUCGGUGCGUCUCUGCCCCCCCGUCCCCGGACAGGCUCUGCUCGACCUGGUGGUGAACCCCCCGCAGCCCGACGAGCCGUCUUUCAGCACGUUUAUGAAAGAGCGGACGGCGGUGCUGGCUGACUUGGCAGAGAAGGCCAGGCUCACCGAAGAGACCUUCAACACAGUACCUGGGAUCACCUGUAACCCAGUCCAAGGAGCCAUGUACACCUUCCCCUGCAUCGCUCUACCUCAGGCGGCCAUCGACAAGGCCAAGGAGCAAGGUCUGGCUCCAGACAUGUUUUACUGUAUGCAGCUGUUGGAGGAGGAGGGAAUCUGUCUGGUACCAGGAAGUGGCUUUGGACAGAAAGAGGGAACCUUCCACUUCAGGAUGACCAUCCUACCUCCAACUGAGAAGCUGAAGCUGGUGCUGCAGAAGAUCCGCGACUUCCACUUGAGGUUCACGCAGCAGUUUUCUUAAACCCUCUCCCUUUGACAAGUGCCAACGAGGUCAUCUCAGAAACUUUGAACGAUUCCUUGAACAGUUGAAGACACGUUUGUACAAACGAACCACUUGUAAAUCUUUUAGUGUUACAGCCAAGUCCGUCACGAUGAAAAGCAGUUUUAGCUGUGAUUUAAAUCUUAACGUUGAAGAAGCAUCUUUCUGUGCAAGAUAGAGGCGCAUUAACACGUUAGGAGAUUAACUGGACCGGCCUUAAUACAAGCGCUGUUUUACUUUUAGUAGACCGAGUUGAAAUGUUCUUAAAUGUGAUUUGUAAGUGAAAGAUUUCUACAUAAACCGUUCUCCAGCAUGGCUUUGUAUCAAU
Molecule: messenger RNA, 2027 nt
Organism: Nematolebias whitei (Rio pearlfish)
Lineage: Eukaryota; Metazoa; Chordata; Actinopteri; Cyprinodontiformes; Rivulidae
Product: alanine aminotransferase 2-like
Exons: 12
Coding region: 206-1681 (491 amino acids)
Biological process (GO): biosynthetic process
Molecular function (GO): L-alanine:2-oxoglutarate transaminase activity; pyridoxal phosphate binding
Source: RefSeq, a predicted model, not a curated record